Oryza brachyantha (malo sina) is the source of this 1376-nucleotide messenger RNA. RefSeq names its product TVP38/TMEM64 family membrane protein slr0305. The coding region runs from base 324 to 1133 and encodes 269 amino acids. Gene Ontology annotation, cellular component: membrane. NCBI's taxonomy places the organism in Eukaryota, Viridiplantae, Streptophyta, Magnoliopsida, Poales, Poaceae. The transcript has 9 exons. The record is from RefSeq and is a predicted model, not a curated record.
CCCCCCCCCCCCCACCCCACUGAGAAAAAGGCGACGGAAAACCAAGGCGACACGCCACGCGACGGGCUCCAGAUCCAGCGGUCGCCGCGGCGCCAGGUGUUCGAUCGAUGAGUCUGCGCCGCGGGAGGGUGUAGGCGCGGAGGGGGAGGAGGAGGGGGAGGAGGUGUGGUGUGGGGGGCGCAGAUCUGGGGGCAAAUCUGGCAGGCGGAGCGGUGGGGCUGCGGGCGCGGGGGAGGGCGGGGGGCUGGGCGGACGGCGCGGAGGGAGGGGAGGAAGGGGAGGACUGCAGGCUCAGGCCCUGGCGGCGGAGGCUGCUCGCGUCCAUGGCGCUCUCGUGGCCCUCGGCCAUCCGCCUCGCCGUCGCGGCCGUGCUGCUCGCCGCGGUCGGCGUCGCGCUUUUCACGCUCCCCGUUGAGAAGAUUUUGAAGGACUUUCUGGUUUGGAUCAAGGAUAACUUGGGCCCAUGGGGUCCUCUGGUAUUGGCCCUUGCUUACAUCCCUUUGACAGUGUUGGCUGUUCCAGCAUCCAUACUUACACUUGGAGGGGGUUAUCUAUUUGGCCUGCCUGUUGGGUUUGUUGCUGAUUCCAUAGGAGCAACAAUUGGUGCAACUGCUGCAUUUUUGCUUGGCAGAACGAUAGGAAGGCCUUAUGUUCUCUCCAAAUGCAAAGAUUACCCCAAGUUUCAAGCGGUAGCUAUUGCUAUCGAAAGGUCUGGCUUCAAGAUUGUGUUGUUACUGAGGCUUGUACCUUUGCUCCCAUUCAACAUGUUGAACUACCUGCUGUCCGUCACUCCUGUUGGCAUUGGGGAAUACAUGCUGGCUUCUUGGCUGGGAAUGAUGCCUAUCACUCUUGCACUGGUAUAUGUUGGAACUACACUAAAGGAUCUAUCAGAUGUGACUCAUGGCUGGAGUGAGAUAUCAACAACUCGAUGGAUUCUCAUAAUAUCUGGGUUCGUCAUGUCUGUUAUUUUGAUUAUAUGUGUUACAAGAAUUGCAAAAUCUUCUCUGGAGAAGGCAUUGGCUGAGAACGGAGAUGCAGGAAUUCCACAACUUCCUGUGGUGGCCUCUCCCUCAGAUUUGCAACAACCCCUUGUGAUCAGAAUUGACACUUCAAAUGAAGAUCAUGAGAAGUGAAUCUGUUGUUUACAACUUUACAUGUACAUUCUUUGGCUGUUCUAUCUGUAUCACUUUACCUUGUAGUUUUUGCCAGACACAUUUAGCCAGUAAAAGAAAAGAAAAAUGAAAGGAAAAGCUGUAUGGUUGGUUAGGUAAUAUACUAUUACAUAAUUUCUUGUUCCACGCGAUGACAUCCAUAUGAGUUCAACUGCAGCUAUAUAAUGAUUCACAGAAGUUUCCAAGCGACUUCUGUACUCCAAA